AUGACAAAGGCCAUCCUGGACAAUGGCAUUGCACAAAUGGACACGGAGAGAAUCAUCACAGACCAGCAACCCUGCACACAGAACCUGCUGCUGGACGAAGCGUCCACUGCUUCGACGUCAUCCAUGCCGAGCCCGAUGCUCACGCCGACGUCGGCUGAUUUCCUCGACUCCUACCCAUCCUCGCCAACUCUCGUACCCCUUUCCGGAUCUAUGCCUACGAUACACGAUGUCAUACUUGCUCUGCAGUCCAAUCCCCAACCUGCUACUAAGCGAUGUCCCUUCUGUCCUGCGACCAGUACUCGCAUGUUCAAGCCCGGAGCACUUCAGCAACAUCUGUCGUCGGGCGUUCAUGGCAAGAUGUCUGUAGCCCUGCCCCAGCAAGUGCCCGGUGAAAUACUCUUCCAUUGCCCGCUUGCUCUCAUGAACAGUUCUAGCAAAGAUACGACACCUAAGUAUUUCUCGGCUGUGAGUGCAUUGGCACAGCAUAUCGAAAGCGGUGCCUGUCAUGAUGGAAAGAAGACCUUCAGCCGUGCGAUUGAGUACUUGCAGCAGAAGAUGGAAGCCGUGGGCUUGGGUGGUCUUAAAUUGGUGAAUUGA
Messenger RNA from Grosmannia clavigera kw1407, 597 nucleotides. RefSeq lists its product as uncharacterized. The record is from RefSeq and is a predicted model, not a curated record. The transcript has a single exon. The coding region runs from base 1 to 597 and encodes 198 amino acids. NCBI's taxonomy places the organism in Eukaryota, Fungi, Ascomycota, Sordariomycetes, Ophiostomatales, Ophiostomataceae.